AUGCUGGGACGUGUAGUUCCUCCGGCCAGCAAUGCAUGCUGGGAGCCUUGCAGCUCGUCGAUGCAGAUGCAUGAUGGGAACAGUAGUUUUCUAGGCUACAAAGGUAGUGCACGGGGGUUUGUGUGUGUUUUUUUUGCUCCGGGAACAACAGGGUUUUGCCAUUGGUCGUGGUUGCAUCGUGUGCUUCGGACCUUCCUUUGGGUUGGCUGGAGAGAGGAGAUCUCCGCUGCGAUCUGGCUGAAAGGUGGGACCGGGGAUGAUGGAUGCAGAGCGCGCUGUGCAAGGGGCGAAAGGGGUUGCUUGCUUGCACGACCAUGCACGCCUGCAUGCAGAGUUGCUUUGCCAUGGGAAGAGAACAAGAGGGGCUUUGUUUGCUAGGGCAAGGGGAGGAAGCGGAAGCUGGUGUGUGGCCAAGGUAGGGCUGUCCCACGCAUGCCUUUGCCUUGAUUCCAGGCGGGGAGCCUGGCGUACUAGAAUUCGCUGCCAUCCAGAAAUGGAGGUGGCCAUUUGCUUGAAGGGCGCUAAAAGGGGGUGCGCAAUCGGCAGCGGUCGGGCAUGGCAUCUAGCGAGCCUCCAUGUUCCGAGGCACUGUACCUGUGACUCACAGGUGCUGGGCGCGCAAAACAGGGAGGCCCGGCUUGCUGGGCAGAUCCUGAAAGACUGGGAUGGACAGGCCUUCGGUGUGGUCCAGGGUGCUGGGUUUCUGCUUGGAAUGGCGAUGCAAUGCAACACAGAAUAAGGCGCCUGGGCUUUUUAGUUGUUGUGGAAAAUGCCAUCCUGCCCUGAAGUGGGUUGCUGCCUUCCUCUCUCUUUUUCCUGAUUAAACUUCAGCCUGUUGCACAGCAGCUGAAAGCACAGAUUUAGAAGAUAUGGGGGUGGCAUGCAUAUAGCUGCAUUAUGCUGGCUUGGGGUGAUGCACCACCGGGCCCUGGGAAGCCAUGAAGCUCACCAGGUGACCUGUCACUGGCUCCCAACCUAACCUGCCUCACAGGGUUGUUGUGAGGGUGAAAUGGGGAAGGGGAGAAUCAAGUAGACCGCCAUGGGAUCCCUGGAGGAAAGGUAGGAUAGGAACGUAAUGAAGAAAUAGCUUGGAUCUGCGGUGAGAAAGAUGGGGAUCCGGGGCUAGAUCAACCGUGAAGCAAAAUAAGUGUCAAGAGAAGGGGGCCACCACAGCAAUUUAAAGCCUACUACAUCAAUGAAAGGGACACAGGUGGCGCUGUGGGUUAAACCACAGAGCCUAGGACUUGCCGAUCAGAAAGUCAGCAGUUCGAAUCCCCGUGACGGGAUGAGCUCCCAUUGCUCGGUCCCUGCUCCUGCCAACCUAGCAGUUCAAAAGCACAUCAAAGUGCAAGCAGAUAAAUAGGUACCGCUCCGGCGGGAAGGUAAACGGCGUUUCCGUGUGCUGCUCUGGUUCGCCAGAAGCGGCUUAGUCCUGCUGGCCACAUGACCCGGAAGCUGUACUCCGGCUCCCUCGGUCAAUAAAACGAGAUGAGCGCCGCAACCCCAGAGUCGGCCACGACUGGACCUAAUGGUCAGGGUCCCUUUACCUUUACAUAAAUGCAAAAAUUGCAUGAUAAUAAUAAUUUUAUCUUUUAUACCCCGCCCAUCUGGCUGGGUUUCCAUACACACACACACACACUAAUAAUAAUAAUAAUAAUAAUAAUAGGAAUGAGUUGAAUAAUAGAUAUUAAUGAUAUACAUUAAUCUUGGAAAUACAAAAUUAGAAUCUGUCAACUGGCAAAGUGCCACUCGGUCCAUUGAAGCUCACAUGUUUGUUGGUUGCGUCGGCUGAAUUAGACAUAUACAGAGGCAUCAAAAUCUUUUAAAGCACUUAGGGCCUCUAAAGGUCUCAAUCCGGCCCUGAGGGCGGUAGGCUGACACGUCCACCGGUGUGGCCCUGCGUGCGUUUGUGGGGGACAAGGGACAUGAGGUGUCGCUGGCUUUUGAUGGCAUGAAGGAACGCGGGGUUGGCGACGCGACAUCCAUGUUGGUCGUGGUGAGUCGGGUUGCUGAGGGCGAAGAUGCUCUUCUGCGCUUCUGAGGUCGCUUUUGGGGGGUCAGUUGUGUCCGAGGAUGCCUGCGGUCGCAUCCACACACCGUACAUUUAAAGCGCAAGACCUCUCCCCCCAAAAAGAACCCUGGGAACUGUAGUUUGCCCCCUCACAAGUGCCAGCGCCUUCUCCAAACUACGGUUCCCAGGAAUCUUUGGCAUAGGCAAGUCAUGUGCUUUAAAUGUGUGGUGUGGGUGCGAAGAGACCUGAAUGGGUUUUUCUGUGGGGGCUGUUGUGAGCAUUUCAUUGUUGCCUGGCAUUGUGUGGGGAACAAGUGUGAGCAGGGUUGUCUUGGCGAUGAAGGGAGCGGCCUCUUCAAACUGCCUCCACACGAGAAGGGCAGCACGCUGUUUGUGUUUGCUUAUUUAUUGUACAACAUUUAUAAACCGCUUUACCUGACAGAAAACCCCUAAGCGAUUUGCAAAGAGCAAUCCAAAAUAUUCAUUUAAAAAUUCAGUUAUUAUCAUUAUUAUUAUUAUCUGACGGGGGUUGCCCUGGCUACUCCAGGCGGCUUCCGACAAAUAAUAAAACCACAGUAAAACGUCAAAUAUUAAAAACUUCCCUAUACAGGCCUGCCUUCAGAUGUCCUCUAAAAGUCAGAUAGUUGUUUAAUAAUAAUAAAAGGGCUAAAUAUAAAAUUAUAAAAUAUAAAUAAACACUGCCCUUUAAAAAUAAUCAUAGAUAAAUGAAAAGGCGGCAUUCCUUUCCGAACACCUGAUACAUUUGUGCCGAGUCAUGCAACAGCAAAAAAAGAAUUCUGGGAGUUGUAGUUUGUUAAUGGUGCUGUUAGGAGGCCCCAAUUCCCCCUCAUGGAACUACAGUUUCCAGAGUGGUUUAACAACCAGCCCCUCUUGCCAGGGAUCUCUGGGAAUCGUAGCACCCCCAAGGAGAGGAGGUCUCCUUGCAACUCUCAGGACCUUUAACAAACUACAGUUCCCAGAAUUCUUUUGGGGAAGCUAUGAUGGUUUAAAGCACGAUACUGCUUUAUAUCUAUAGUGCCGAUGGGGCUCGUUGCAAAUAAAUGGGAAAAUGUUCAUUUAUUUUGCCAUAUCUCCCUAUCCUGUUCUGGCAAUGCUGGCAUCAUCAUCGCCGCCUCAGCCAGGGCCAACCUCAUAAGAACAGCAAAUUAUAUUUAUAUCAGGGGCAGAAAUUUGGAGUUUCCAGUUACAGAGUUUUGAUUCUGUUUGCUUUGCCUGAAAGGCCCGGAAAACCUCAUUGUUUCUCACUCGGCUCCUCACUCUGUAGAGCUGUGGUUCCCACACGCCCCACAGGGGGGCAAUUUGAUUUUUAAGUGAGGCAAUUUGAGAAUGAGUUUAGACCAAGUUAAUGGCCUUUUAGGCUUCCUCCGCGUGAAUAGGAGAUCCCUUUUUGAAUAAUAAGAAUUAUAUGUCACCGGGGGGGGGGUGUCAGGAUUUUAGAGAUGCUCAGGUGGGACACAGCCCAAAAAAGGUUGGGAAUCACUAGUAUCGAGUCUGGUUUUCCCCAUGCAAACUGAUUCCUUUUUCUGUACCUCCCCCCCCCCCUGAUUUGUAUAGACCCAGCUUGUGGGUUCUUUAGGACAUAUCCGGGGUUUCUGAAUGAAGACUAUUGCAGGUAA
This is a messenger RNA of Podarcis lilfordi (Lilford's wall lizard), 3648 nucleotides long. NCBI's taxonomy places the organism in Eukaryota, Metazoa, Chordata, Lepidosauria, Squamata, Lacertidae. The record is from the annotation of a GenBank genome assembly.